CUUUACUUUACUUAGACGAGCUUAGACGAGACCCCACAGCAUUGAAUUCCAGAAACAGCUUGACGCAUCGUUCCCCGUAUCUCGUUCAUUGCCGCCUUUUUUUCCUUUCUCCAUCUUGAUCGAUUUCCUUUGUCCGGCUACUGCCGUGGCCGUAACGAUAAGACCGUCCCACAGCAGAUUCAAGAUGCCGGAACGAGCUCAGCCAAACCAACGCAGAGCCCAUACAAAGUCAAGGCGCGGAUGCAUUGACUGCAAGCGGCGUCGCGUCAAGUGCAGUGAAGAGAAACCUGACUGCUCGUCCUGCAUUCGACGUGGUUUGCUUUGCAUAUAUCCGGCCUCAGCAACUUCAUCGAGGCUGGAGAGCAGGAACAUAUCAGAGAGCCAUAGCCCCGUUCCAUCAGCCACCACGAACCAAUGCUCCGACUUGAAACUUGUCCCGAUUUCAGGGAAUAGCCUUUCAGUUGCAACUAUCCCAGAUUGCACCUCAACGACAACCUUCGACAUGAACGAUUUGGCUUUGCUUCAUCAUUGGACCAUCUCAACCAGCCUGGACAUUGUCAGAUGUCCACAGGUCGACUACUGCUGGCAGACUGUAUUCCCGCGCAUCGCCUCACGUCACCCGUUCGUGAUGCACGGCAUUCUAAGCCUCGCUGCCUUGCAUCUCGCGUAUAGAAAAGAAAGGACCAAGGAAAGCAUUUUGGCAGCAAUUCGCCACCACAACACGUCGCUGCAGGGGUUCCGCGACAAUAUACUGCACGUAACCAACGAAAACAGCGAGGGUCUGUUUGUAAGCUCAGCAUUGAACAUCAUUUACAUCUUUGGCAUGCUUGGACGUCCCAGCCGCAGCGACACUGCUGAAGUAGAUUCAAGUUCUCCAACCACACGCGCCCUUGGCAGUGAAUGGAUUCCUAUGAUCCGUGGAGUGCGGGCCGUUCUACAUCGCGUAUACGACCAUGUGCGACUUGGUCCGUUAAGCCCCCUGCUCGAACUUGGGAACUGGAACGAAUUGGAUAUGGAUCGCGAACUAUCGCCAGAGGACGAGUAUCUCUACCAGAUCCAGGAAACAUGGGCACUCAGCGAACAAAACGAAACUUAUAAUGAGGUAUUGCAGGUUCUGCGGAGAUGCUUUCUUUAUGCCAGCCAGUUCACAAUGAUGGACAAGCAGACUUUGGAGAAAUGGAGUUACAAUCGAAGCUGGGCAGCACCUUUGGUCUUCCUGCACUGGGCUCCAGACGAAUAUUUCAUGCAGCUGCAACAGCGUCAGCCCCCAGCGCUGAUUCUGUUUGCUUACUUUGGAGCCUUAUUGCAUGAUCUUAAUGACUUCUGGUUCUUGGAAGGCUGGGGCCGCGAUAUCGUACAAAUAAUUAAUGAACAAUUAGGUAGUUACUGGCAGCCUUGGAUGGACCGUCCUCGACAGGCAGUAGGAUUGGCUUAAAUCAACAGAUAAUGUAAAGACUUUUUCUAUGGUGUGUAAAAGUUAUUUGUUUUUAGAUAUCAUCUUAUUAAUAUAAAGAUAAUACUUCCCCUGAGUUGUUAUAUCAUGUUAUGCU
Fusarium oxysporum Fo47 is the source of this 1550-nucleotide messenger RNA. RefSeq names its product Zn(II)2Cys6 transcription factor domain-containing protein. NCBI's taxonomy places the organism in Eukaryota, Fungi, Ascomycota, Sordariomycetes, Hypocreales, Nectriaceae. The record is from RefSeq and is a predicted model, not a curated record. The transcript has 2 exons. Gene Ontology annotation, biological process: regulation of transcription by RNA polymerase II. The coding region runs from base 185 to 1435 and encodes 416 amino acids. Gene Ontology annotation, molecular function: zinc ion binding; DNA-binding transcription activator activity, RNA polymerase II-specific.